Messenger RNA from Castor canadensis (American beaver), 3160 nucleotides. The record is from RefSeq and is a predicted model, not a curated record. Lineage: Eukaryota; Metazoa; Chordata; Mammalia; Rodentia; Castoridae.
UGCACAGCGCUGACCUGGCUGUACAUCCAGGGUUGAGUCUGCUAACCGGUUCUUCCUUUCCUUACAAAGAGACUAGGAGCUACUGGGACCAGGACAAAAGAGGAAAAGUGAUUCUUCCCCCAUUCCCCCUGCCAACCCCAGGGGCCUGGGAUUCUGAACCUCAAGGUUUCCCGCUUUCCCGAAAUGGGCGUAUGUCCACCCCCCACUGGCUCUUUCUGGUCACGUGAUCUUGAUAAGCCGUGGUGUUCAUCCCCAGGUGUCUGCCAGUCUUCAGAUUUCUUCAUCUCCCUCCAGCGAGGUGAGCAUCCAGGGGUGGGUCCUGGUCGCUUUAUUUUUGGUGACUAAAUCUUCCAAUCUUGUAGAACCGUGGACAGAGCCCAGAUCUCAAACUGCGCGCCAAGGCAGAACAUGCAAUCAAGACAGUAGUUGAGUACCCUCUUGCAAUUUAAAAAGUAUGUUAUAUUCCCCAGAUCUUUUGUAGAUAAGUACUCUUUCGUGGAUGAAGAAACUGAGGUUCACAGCCACACAGCAGCCUCCCGGGACUUGUGCUUUCAUUAGCACACGGGGUCUUUGUAAAAACAGUGAUUCAUUAAAGCCCUCCUCUGGGUAGGGGUAACUGUGGAUUCCUGGGGUUUAACUAGGCUUGCAGAGUUCCAGAACUCUGUCUUGUGGAUCCGGGCGGGCCUCAUCAGCAGGCAGCACGUUAGCCUCCUUCCCAGAGCAGCCUCACCGGCUUCAGCAAGUAACAGAGAACAGAGGGGCGAAUCUUUCCUCCUUGCUGGCAGAUCAGUUGGCUGAGCCUCACAACAGGCCAACUACCAGGAGACAAGAUGCUGAGGCAAGGAAGACUCCAUGAGAAGAGAGAAGAAAGUUUUGGCUGGUGAUCAAUGAGGAAGGGAACAUGGUUACUGCUCGGCAGGAACCUCGCUUAGUCCUGAUUUCCAUCACCUGUGACGGCGACACUCUGACGCUCAGUGCAGCCAACUUGAAGGACCUGCUACUGCCCAUCAAAACACCUACUGCAAAUGCGUUGCGCAAGUGCAGAGUACAGGGCCUGGACGUGCAGGGCAGGGACUGUGGCGAGGUGGCUGCACAGUGGAUAACCAACUUCCUAAAGACGAAGCCCUACCGCCUGGUGCACUUUGAGCCCAACAUGCGACCAAGAAAUUCUCAACAAGUCGAGCCCUUGUUCCGGCCCAAAGACCAGGUUGCCUACUCAGAUGCCAGCCCGUUCAUGGUCCUUUCUGAGGCAUCGUUGGGUGAUCUCAACUCCAGGCUGGGGGAGAAGAAAGUUAAAGCAUCUAACUUCAGGCCCAAUAUUAUAAUUUCAGGAUGUGAUGUCUUUGCAGAGGAUACUUGGAAUGAGGUUCUUAUUGGGGAUGUGGAACUGAAAAGGGUGAUGGCUUGUUCCAGGUGCGUGUUAACCACAGUGGACCCCGAUACUGGCAUCAUGAGCAGGAAGGAACCCCUGGAUACACUGAAGAGUUAUCGCCUGUGUGACCCUUCAGAAGAAAAGUUAUAUGGAAAAUCACCCCUCUUUGGACAGUAUUAUGUUCUGGAAAACCCAGGGACAAUCAAAGUGGGAGACCCUGUGUACCUGCUGGUUUUAGGCAAAGAGAAGAGAAAAGAAGGAAGAAUGGGGCCUUUGGCAGGGCAACUGGCACUUCAGAGGAACCCUCAUCUGGAAGGGGUACCAAGAUACCCUUUUUUACUUAGUGGGAACCCCCUUCUGCUCCUUGGAGGAAGGUUCCUGUUUGAAGAGAGAGGCUCCAGAGACCUCCAGAAGCUCACGGUGGUUGCCAAGCUCUCUAUUCUGACCUGUGUGUUCUAUAGUCCAGUCCUGGUGGAGCCCAAUGGAAUCUAUGUCAAGUCUAACUUCUAUCUCCCUUUUUAGGAUUUUUGAAGAGUACUGUAAAUAAAGUACUGUCAUAAUUAUUUCUGAUUAAUAUUUUUUGCACCUAGUAAAGUCUCAGUGAGAUGGAGUUUAGUUGGGCUGGGGAGGGGCAUCUUCAAGAUGAGUCGUCCAGCAAUUAAAGAGCUUGUUAGUCGGAGGCCCAGGACGGCCGAGGACAGCUGGAGAGCUCUUCUUUGCAAGCAGCUCUGGUUAACAUCAACCAGGAAAGCUCUUUGUAAACACAUGAAUAAUUGAUCGUCCAGUGCUCACAUAGCUACCGAGGAUCUGAGCCCGUGUGACUCAUUUGCGAACCAUUCCUGUCGUCUGGAUGCCAUAACAUUGGAGGAAUGAUGACCGUUUCUUGGAGGUUCUUCUGUGGCCAGAGUUGCCAAGACCAAGACUGUAAUGGUUUGUUAUGAUGACCUUUGUUAUUCCAUUAGGCUCAAUUGCUUUAAAAAAUGAUGUGUGCAUACUUUAGGAACGUUUUUACCCUUUACAUUGACCUGACAUCAUAGUUUAUAUUACAAAAUGUAUUAAUGACAGAGGAGUGUUUUCAUGUCCCAAGGACAAGUUUUAACAACCAUAAUCUGCCCUUAGUCAUCAUAAAUAUAAAUGUAUUGGUCAAACAGAUCUCGUUAAUGUGGCCAAGAUAAAUGUAAGUCUAUAUUUUAAGACCGAUGAAGUCCUAAAGAAUAUAUGUGGAGCUUUUUGUGGGCAAAGAGACCUUGUAUAUGUGCUAUCAGAAGGCUGAGAAAAUGAUCAUGCUUACCCCUCUGGUUUUGCAUUGGACAGAUAUAAAUGUCUUGAGGAUGUCGAGUAAGAUUGUUCACAUAGUUUCUGGACACCAUUAAUGCUUGAUGGGGUGAAUCUUAGUUCUUAAAGCUGUAUUCUUCUUAUUAGGCUCACAGGGCUUUUGAAAAGAAAGCAAAAUAAAGAUUUCAAGUCUUCGUUGUGCUGUGCAACCAACAUUUUUCUGAAUUAUACAGCCUCUUAAGUUUUUAACUGUAUCAUCCUCCUCACUCUGCAAUAUCCCAAUUCCUGUGGGACAAGUCCCUUUUCUAUGGAUAUGUGCCUGACACUUUGCAUCAUACCAGUUGAAGGAACAUAUCAGCACACAGUGCUCUGCAUGACCCAUGGAACGGGAUGAACGCUUUGUCUUCCUCUUUGUUACACCACACUCAGAAGUGCUGGUCUUUGUUAGUGAUGUCCGCAUCAUAAGCUUCUUAGGCAGAAAAUAAAUCCUUAUUUAAGAAACACUUUUUAAUA